UUAAAAGUAGAUGGACUAAAUUUUAAAUGUACUAAUAGUACAAGGAGUACAUCAUAAUUAGUCCUUUUAAACAGUAGCUGCUAGAUUUGAUUGUACGCAGUAAAAAAGGCGUCAAAAAUCGCCAAUGUUACGACCUUGUUUUCUGCUCGAAAAUCUUUGAGAGGAAGACGGGAACUGGAUAUUUACAACUCUAGCCCAGGGUUUAUUUAUCCCCUUCUCCGAUUUCCCUACUCUCUUUCUCCAAUUUACAAUAUUUAUUUUCCUUUUUUUUCUUUUUCUCUCACCAAAUUCGGCAGUGAAACGAAGAUCACAACAUGAGACUCUUGGAGAUUAGGGUUUUUUGGAUACUCUUUCUUUUGAUUUGUCGCUCCGGUUUCUCUCUCGGUGAGGACUCCAAUAAUAAAUUCCGUCAACGAAAGGCCACCGAUGACGAGCUUGGUUAUCCGGAUAUGGAUGAAGAUGCCUCGUUGAACACACAAUGCCCUAGAAAUUUAGAACUUAGAUGGCAAACGGAGGUCAGCUCCAGCAUUUAUGCAACUCCGUUAAUCGCUGAUAUCAAUAGUGAUGGGAAGCUUGAUAUAGUGGUUCCUUCUUUCCUUCACUACCUUGAAGUUCUAGAAGGUUCUGAUGGCGACAAAAUGCCAGGUUGGCCUGCUUUUCACCAGUCAACCGUGCAUUCUAGUCCUCUCUUGUAUGAUAUUGAUAAAGAUGGUGUGAGGGAGAUUGCUCUAGCUACCUACAAUGGUGAAGUGCUUUUUUUCAGGGUUUCAGGGUACUUGAUGACUGAUAAAUUGGAGGUACCUCGUAGAAAAGUUCGAAAAGAUUGGCAUGUGGGGUUGCAUCCUGAUCCAGUGGACCGUUCUCAUCCAGAUGUUGAUGAUGAUUUACUCAUCCAGGAGGCUGCUAAAAUGAAUGCUGUGAACCAAACAAAUAAAACUAUACCUGAAACUAACCUCACUGAGCCAACACCAGUAGGCAACCACUCUAUCAAGGUUAACUUGUCUGAUGCAGUGGAUGAAAAGAAAACGAAUGGAAAUCAAACAGAAGAUACCAUCAAGCUGCCUACUAGUGUUGAUAAUCCUUCUGGGAACACUGGAUCAGUGGGAAGCAAUGAAACGCAUACGAAAACAAGUUCUGGGAGACGCCUUCUAGAAGAUGACACUUCAAAAGGUUCCCAGGAAGCUAGCUCUGAUUCAAAAGAGAAUGCUAAGGAAGCUACCGUGGAAAAUGAUCAAGGGUUAGAAGCAGAUGCAGAUUCAUCUUUUGAUUUAUUCCGUGAUAGUGAUGAGUUAGCUGAUGAAUAUAACUAUGAUUAUGAUGAUUAUGUUGACGAGUCCAUGUGGGGAGAUGAGGAAUGGAUGGAAGGACAACAUGAGAAACUGGAGGAUUAUGUGAAUAUUGAUUCUCACAUCUUGUCUACUCCAGUCAUAGCAGACAUUGAUAAUGAUGGUGUAUCAGAAAUGAUUGUUGCUGUUUCCUACUUUUUUGAUCAUGAGUACUAUGACAACCCUGAGCAUAUGAAGGAACUUGGAGAUAUUGAUAUUGGAAAAUACGUUGCUGGUGGUAUUGUUGUAUUCAAUCUUGAUACAAAGCAGGUUAAGUGGACAAAAGAUUUAGAUUUGAGCACAGAUACUACCAACUUCCAUGCACAUAUAUACUCUUCGCCAAAUGUUGUUGAUUUGGAUGGUGAUGGAAACUUGGACAUCCUUGUGGGAACUUCAUUUGGUUUGUUCUAUGUAUUGGAUCACCGAAAUGUCAGAGAAAAGUUUCCUCUUGAAAUGGCAGAAAUUCAAAGUGCUGUAAUUGCAGCUGAUAUCAAUGAUGAUGGCAAGAUAGAGCUAGUGACGACAGAUACUCAUGGGAAUGUUGUUGCAUGGACUGCACAAGGGAAAUUAAUUUGGGAAGCUCACGUGAAGAGUCUAAUUCCCCAGGGUCCUGCUGUUGGUGAUGUUGAUGGAGAUGGCCACACAGAUGUUGUAAUUCCCACAUUAUCGGGGAAUAUUUAUGUUCUGAGUGGAAAGGAUGGUUCAGCGGUUCGUCCAUAUCCAUAUAGAACUCAUGGGAGAGUAAUGAAUCAAGUUCUUCUAGUGGACUUAAGUAAACGAGGGGAGAAAAGCAAGGGACUCACUAUUGUUACAACAUCCUUCGAUGGUUAUCUGUACCUGAUAGAUGGACCAACAUCAUGUGCUGACGUUGUAGAUAUCGGUGAAACUUCGUAUAGCAUGGUGUUAGCAGACAAUGUUGAUGGUGGUGAUGAUCUAGAUCUUAUCGUUACAACUAUGAAUGGAAAUGUCUUUUGCUUCUCAACCCCUGCCCCGCAUCAUCCUCUCAAGGCAUGGAGGUCAAAUAACCAAGGAAGAAACAAUGUCGCAAACAGGUACAACCGUGAGGGAGUCUACGUUACUCAUUCAUCCCGAGCUUUCCGUGAUGAGGAAGGCAAAAGCUUCUGGGUGGAGAUUGAGAUUGUGGAUAAACAUAGAUAUCCUUCAGGGUUCCAAGCACCUUAUAAUGUCACAACAACAUUGUUAGUCCCGGGUAACUACCAAGGAGAAAGAAGGAUAAAGCAAAGCCUGAUCUUUGAGCGUCCGGGAAAAUAUCGGAUUAAACUUCCAACGGUAGGGGUGAGGACUACAGGGACUGUUGUUGUGGAAAUGGUUGACAAAAACGGACUCUAUUUCUCAGACGACUUCUCCCUCACAUUCCAUAUGUAUUACUACAAACUGCUGAAGUGGCUUCUUGUCAUCCCAAUGCUUGGGAUGUUCGCUGUGCUAGUCAUCUUUCGCCCACAGGAAGCCAUGCCUUUGCCGUCAUUCUCCCGAAACACUGACUUGUGACAACUGUACCGAAUUGAACCUCAACACGUGCUAUACUUCACAUCACUUAAAUCAAGGCCCCUUAUAUAAGAUGUCUUUUAAGUCUUAGUUACAAAGAGAGAGAUAGAGAGACAGACUACCUCAAGUUUGAUUUUUCUGUUGUCUAAAAUGUUGGCCUUUACAACGUAUUUGAUUAAGGAUGUCGAAAAUUGUAAUAUUGUUGUGGAAUUUGAGGUUCUUUUUAGAGGUAGUCAAAAAGUUAAUUUUGACACACUGCUUUGUGCAGUGAAGCAAUGUCGACCGGUUUUUGCCCCAACAUUUCUGAGUUUCAGGGAAAAGAAAAAAUUGAAUAAAACAAAAA
Molecule: messenger RNA, 3174 nt
Organism: Gossypium arboreum
Lineage: Eukaryota; Viridiplantae; Streptophyta; Magnoliopsida; Malvales; Malvaceae
Product: protein DEFECTIVE IN EXINE FORMATION 1
Exons: 13
Coding region: 315-2834 (839 amino acids)
Molecular function (GO): protein binding
Source: RefSeq, a predicted model, not a curated record